AUGCAGGGAGGGUCAUUGUUGCUACAGAAGCAGGGGCAGGGACAAGGAGAGGGCAAACGGGACGGGUCGAAAGGGGAGGGCGAGCAGGGGGACGAGUCGAGGCAGGGAGGGCAGGAUCAGGAGCAAUUGGGCGGGAGAGGCGAGCAGCGAGAGGGUGAUGGGGCAGCGUUUGACAUGAGCGAGUUCCCCACGCUCAACACGAGGCCGCCUGGGAGUGCAGCCAUGGCGUCAGGUGCAGGGUCGGCAGCAGCGGCGGUGCUAAGGAAAGGGGCUCCAUUGAACGCGCUGCUACACCAGGGAGGGCCGGAAUUCAGCAUACAGAACGAGGAUUUCCCUGCCCUGCCCGGCCUCAAAGCGGGCGCAGACAACGGAGGGGACAAGGACAGUUCCGCACAGCAACAGCAGCAGCAGCAGGGCGCAGGAGGGUCGAUCAGAAGCCACUUGGACAUGCUUCAGCAGCAGCAGCAGCAGCUGCAGCACCUCAGCUUGCAUGACAACCCCCACCUCCACCAGUACCACCAGCACCACCACCAGCAGGGGCAGCAGCAGCAGGGGGGGCAUUUGAAGCACCUAGAUCAGCGCAUGCUCUCGUCCCCUCCGCCCCUGAAUGCACCGGGGGCUCCCAGGCAGGGAGGGGGUAAGGCUGGAGAGCAGCUAGGCUCGGCACCUGGUUCUCGAUCCAAUACACCUGGUCUCACGGGCCCCCAGCAGCAGGCUCAACCAGGAAGCGGGCAGGUGGGAGCAGGAAAGGAGCAGGGUGUAGACGGGCCGGAUAAGUACGGGCUGCUGGGGCUGCUUAGUGUGAUUCGGAUGAACGAUCCAGAUUUGACCACGGUGGCGCUGGGGACCGAUCUGACGACUCUCGGGCUGAAUCUGAACUCGCGGGAGAAUCUGUACCGCACGUUUGCAUCGCCGUGGGCGGAUGGGCCGACGAGAGCUGAGCCGGAGUUCAGCCUCCCGGCUUGCUACAUUCAACCCACGCCUCGUCUUCAGCAUCAAGCCGUGCAUCCUCAUUCCUCUCCUAUUCCCCUCCUCUCCCACCGUCCUGCACCGUCCCCUUUCGCCCUGUGUUUUCCCACGCCCUCUCCUUCUCUCUCGCUCGUCGCUCGACUGCAGCCGGGCUAUUUCUCGAAGUUCCAGCAGGACACGCUCUUCUAUAUAUUCUACAGCAUGCCGCAUGACGAGGCGCAGCUGUUCUCUGCUGAUGAACUGUGCAACCGCGGGUGGUUCUACCACAAGGAGCACCAAGUGUGGUUCACACGCGUGCCCAACAGUGAGCCCGUGGUGAAGACCCCCACGUACGAGCGCGGCUCCUACUACUUCUUUGACCCCACCGUCUGGGAGACCGGGCGCAAGGACAACUUUGUGCUUCAGUAUGAGAUGCUUGAGGCCCUUGGCUCUUCUCAUAACACACUGACAUGCCAACCUUCCCCGCUCUCUUCUGCUCUCCUCCUCCCCCCCUCCCGCCCCACCACCCCGCAACACUCUCAGGACAACUUCGUGCUACACUCCUCUCGUCCGCGUGCCUCCUCCGGAGAAGCCAUGGCGGCUUCCGCGGAGCUUGCCGCGUAUGCGUUUCACGCGGCGUCGCCGCGUCUCCGUUACAGCGGAACUGGCGCGGCGGACAACUCUAGUUUCUCCGCGUCUUCUGCGUUCGCCAUAGUCCCGUUAUCCAGCCGCGUCGCUUCCCUCCGCAUCGUUUCCCGCGCGCCAUUGCGCCGAUCCGCUCUUAGCCCGCCCACCUUUGUCGCGCACGCUGCUUCCCGCCAACAGCCGGAAGAGCAUGUGGAGGAGAUAGCGCGCGGAGAUAUAGAGGUUAGGGGGGAGAAGGUGCGGUUAGCGGAGAGAAACGGCGGAAUGAGAGUAAAAAAUAGGAGCGCAAGCUUAAAGAACGGCGGAGAAUCGAACAGAGAGGGAAAUGAGCGACGGUUGGAGCGUGAGAAUCGGUCGGAGGAGCGCGAGAGGCGGUCCGAACAGCAGGGGAAGGUUCGUAAGGGAAUGGCAGUUACGAGGCGUCAGGUUCUCGCAACUGCCGCUGCGGCUGCUGCUGCAGGGGGGAUUGCUGAACGCGCAGCAGCAGCAGGGCUUGUGAUACCAGGAGCGAGGAGUUGGAGGGGAGGAAACGGAUUAGGGUUUGUGGAGGGGGAAGAGAGCGGGGGAGUGGAGGGGAAGGGGCGCGGGGGAGCGGGGACGAGUGUGGGAUCCGCGCUCGAUAGCUUAUCGGAGCGGGUGUGCACGUUCAUGCUUGCGAACGGCAUGCGUUGGAUUGUAGUGGAGCGGCGGGCGGCGCCGAUUGUCUCGUGCCACACGUACGCGGACGUGGGGGCGGCAGACGAGGCGGAUGGGUGCACGGGCGUGGCGCAUCUAUUGGAACAUCUGGCGUUUAAAGGCACCCCCGUUAUAGGAACGAGAGAUGCUCAAAAGGAGGCUCGGCUACUGGAGCUUGUAGACGAGGCGUUCUACGGGCUGAAGGAGGCGAGAGAGGGAGGGGCAGCAGAGGGCACGGUCAAGCGCCUGGAGGACGAAUUUGCUCGCCUGCAGCAGCAGGCCGCGGAACUGUCUGUGCCAAACGCGUUUGGCGCCCUGGUGUCGCGGGAAGGGGGCGUGGGGCUCAACGCGACCACCAGCCAGGACUCCACACAGUACUUUGUCUCCCUGCCAGCCAACAAGCUCGAGCUCUGGAUGGCCCUUGAGAGCGGCCGGUUCCUGGCGCCUGUGUUCCGAGAGCUGUACAGUGAGAAGGAGGUGGUGAGGGAGGAGAGGCGACUGCGCAUUGACAACACGCCCUACGGCCGCUUCACAGAAGCCUUUGCUCAGCGGGCGUUUCCCCACAGCCCCUACGGACGCCCCACCAUUGGAUACCCGUCUGAUUUCGAUCGCUUAGGAAGGAAGGAGGUGGAGGCGUUCUUUCAGCAGCACUACACGCCUGACAAGCUCACAUGCGCGGUGGUGGGGGAUGUGUCAGCAGCAGAGGUGGAGCGGCUAGCAACCAAGUACUUUGCACCGUGGCAGCCCAUCACCUCUCCCUCAGAGCCCAUCCUAGCCCUCCCCUUCUCCCUCGCCUCCUCCUCCUCUCCUCUCCUCCUCGCCUCGGCUUUCCCACUCCCUCUCUCCUCCUCCCCUCCUCUCUCCUCCACCACUCCCUCUCUCAACCCCAUCUCCUCCUCCUCCUCUUCCGCCUCUCGUGCCUGGCGAUCAGGGAGCAGAGAAGAGGGGUGGGAGGCGGCGAGAAUGGCUGCUGCUGCUGUGGGGGAGGAGAGGGAGAUGAGAAUGAGCGUGGGUGCCAACCCGCUGUAUUUCGAGGGCUAUUUCCGCCCCUACUCAUCCUCGGUGGACGAUCCGGUCAUCUCUGUAAUCAGCUCUCUGCUCUAUGGCUCUCGCUCCUCCCGCCUCUACAAAAACCUAGUGCUGCCAGGCAAGGCCCUCUCAGCCAGUGCCACAGAGACCUACCCCGGAGAUAAGCGCCCCAGUCUCUUCCUGCUCUCCGCCUUCCCUCCUCUCGGCGGCACAACUGAUGCAGUGGCAGCAGCACUGCAGGAGCAGCUGCAGCACAUGGCGGACACGCGCGUGCCUGAAAGCGACCUGGCUCGGGUCCGCAAGUCCCUGCGGGUCGGCUUUCUUGAGCUCCUAGGCAGCAAUUCCGGUCUGGCGCGAGUGCUGUGUGAAUACUCUACCCGGGCGGGCAGAUGGGAGGCACUAGUGGAGGAGGUGCAGAGCAUUGAGGAGGUCACUCCCAGGGACGUGCAGCAGAGUGACCCUGGAAUUGUCAAGCUGGAUUGUUACCUUUUCCGCCUUUUGCACGUUUUCUCUCUCCCUAUGCACCUCUCCUCUCCUCCCAUGCAGUUCUUCUCUCUUCCCAAGCACCAUUCCGUAGGCGGGGGAUACCCAGUGGGCGGUAUCGUCCUAUUACUAGAAGACUCGCUCUCACCCCUCCACCUCAUUCUCCUCCGCUACUUCCUCUCUCAAGGCCUCUCCCACUCCCACCCACUCCUCCUCCUCUCACCCCUCCCCGAUCCCCAAGCCUUUCUCGCCACGCUUCCGGCGCCAGCCGAGGGAAAGGCAGGUUCGGGAGCGCUCGCAGGUCCGGUUGGCCGGGCAGGUCCGGGAGGGCUUUCCGAGCCUCAAGGCCUGGGUUGGUCGCAGGAGGAGAGAAGAGCAGGGGGUGUCGGAAGGGGAGAAAGUGUGGGGGAUGGGGGAGGAGGGGGUGAUGGGUUGAGAAUAGCAUGGCAGUAUAAGCACUUGGCUCCCCAGUUCACUGGAGUGGGAUCAGGAGGGGCAGCAGGUGCGUCUGUACCGUACUGCACCGAGUUUGACCUCCGCACACCACUGUCCCGGCCGUCGCUAAGGCAUGCGCAGCAGCUGUGCACGUGUGUGCCUCUCUGGGUUGAUGCUCUAACGGCAGGGACAGGAGGCAGCUGCACACAGCAAGAGCUGGCGCAGAAUGGGGACUCUGGAGCAACGUCAGGUUUCACCCAAGACUUGUUUGGCCGUGUGUCAGGGUUCCUGUCGUCCCUUGAUUCCAACGUUCCAGCAGAUGCUGCUUCCUCUGCACCUGGUGGGUCUACAGGAGCUGGCUUAAGGGGUGUGGGAGGAGGAGGAGGUGGGGGGAGCGGAGAGGCGGGAGGAAGGGUGGGUCGCAUUGGUGUUCAUUCUCUGGGAGCUCCUCCAUCAUUGCUGUUGUCAGGAGAUGAUGCGCUGGUACUUGCAUGGCUGCAGUGGUUGAAAGGCUGUGUUCGCACUUUGCCCGUUACAGUCCUUGUAACAAUUCCUAGAGAUGAAGGAGUUAUACCCCCACACGUGUUGCUGAGACUGCAGCAUGCAGCGGACUUGGUGUUGGCGAUGGAAGCUCUGGAAGAGGACAAUGCGGAGCUAGCCAGUGGCAUCUCGGACUACAAGGACGCCUUGGGUCUCAUUCGCAUUCGCAAAGUCUCCAUGCAGAACUCCCUGGUGCCUCGCAUGCCAGCUGUGACCACUCUGGUGCUGAGAGCAGUGAACAGGAAGCGACAGAUAGUGGUGGAGGAGGCACACCCACCCCCGAUCGAUGCCACUGGGGGAGCAGCAGGUUCAAGUGGCAGGGGAGGCUCGGUUGGAUGUGGUAGUUCAGGCGGGGGAAGCAAUGCUCUGGAUUUCUGA
Closterium sp. NIES-65 is the source of this 5133-nucleotide messenger RNA. The record is from the annotation of a GenBank genome assembly. Lineage: Eukaryota; Viridiplantae; Streptophyta; Zygnematophyceae; Desmidiales; Closteriaceae.